CCGUGGUCCGCAAGAAUGGGGUCGAAAUGGCCAGGCCCGGCCAGCCCUCGAGCCCGAAUCGUGGGUGGGGGUCAAGCUUCCUCUCCCGGUUCCAUCCUUUCCGUAGGCUGGAAGAUUCCUGGGCACGAGUGUGACAGACUCUGUCGCUCGUCGAUGAAUCGGUCUUUGCAGCGCACCCGGGCGAGAAUCUUCUGCGCAUCCGAUCCAGAUUUGACAGGAACGGGCUGGUCUUCGAGGCACUGCUGCAGUCCUCUCUCCCUCUCGCUUUCAUCCGUCUACAUUUCGAUGCAUUGACGAGCAUUUUGGCUCGUUGGUGGUUUGCUUAGGUUUAGUUUCGAUGGGGGUUUAGUCGUUAUUUCCAGGUUGGCGUGGAUCGGGUGAACAGGAAGCGUGUUGAUGCACAUUUGGGCGGUGCGUGUGGAGUUUGUGGGGAUUGCAUCGAUUUAAAAUUCUGAGGCGAUCGCAAUUUGUGAAGGGAAGCGAGGAGUGGACGGUGGCUCUCGGUGGUAGGUCAGUCAGAAUGGGUUUUGUAUUUUGAUCUAUGAUCAGCGCUGAUUUCAUCGACGGCAUCACUUGCGAGGGAAGAACCCGGACAGUUAGCGGGUGUCUGACGAUCACGAUUCGUUAGGCUGCGUUGCUGCGAUCUUCGUUUCGUUCGCUAAUCCCCUGCACCCCCGAGUCUAAAUCCGACGCCGUGAGCUUGACAGUAUGAUAUUACCGGUUGCCAAGUUAGGCACUUUUGUUCUUAAAACUCUGAGCAAGCCCCUGGCGAGUCGACUGAAAACGCAAGCAACUCGGCAUCCUCGAUUCCGUCAGUCAAUAAUCAACUUUGCCCAGGCCAAUCAUAAAUUUCAAGUGAAUCUGCAAAGGCGCAUCUAUGGGCAUGCUACUAACGUCGAGAUUAGGCCCCUUGACGAGGAGAAGGCAGUACAAGCUGCCUCGGACUUUCUCGGAGAAUUCGUGGUAUUUUCGAUUGGAGGUGGUCUAUUAGUAUUUGAAGUACAACGUAGUGCGAGGUCUGAAGCUCGCAAAGAGGAAGCUCGAAAACAAGAAGUCGAGGGUUUAAGGUCGGAGGUUACGGAUUUGAUGAGGAGGUUAGAAGAUCUUGAGAAAAGCAUGAAAGGAGGGCGAGGACUUGCCAGCUGGUUGAACGUUGAUACCAAACAAGCUCCAAGUUCGUGAAGAGCAGAAUAUUAGCUCUUGAAGUAGAUGUGAGUGCAUAUCGUCGAGCCUUCGUAUUCUUCUAUUUUGGCAUCAGAAAAAAUUUCCUGAAUGGAAAGCUCGGUUCCUUCUUCUUUUAGGUUAGGAGACGAAAUUCAACCAAUCUUUUCCAUUCACAGGACUUUUCGGGAGUUAUCUUUCAAAAAUUACCCAGCUGGCUGCCAACUUUGUACAAUAUGGAUUUGAGCUAAAUCCCAAAAGCGGGAAUUAUGUCGAAAAUGAGAAACAGCUGUAGUAACCAUUAUUUUUAUAUUAUCCUCAUUGGACAGAAUCGUUGAAAGAAAGUUUCACGUGUUCGUACGUGAAAUCGUUGAACAUGCU
This is a messenger RNA of Marchantia polymorpha subsp. ruderalis, 1542 nucleotides long. The record is from the annotation of a GenBank genome assembly. Lineage: Eukaryota; Viridiplantae; Streptophyta; Marchantiopsida; Marchantiales; Marchantiaceae.